AUGACCUCCCACGCUUCUCACGCCAGCUCUGGCUCCAACGUCGUCGGCGUCCAUUACCGCGUCGGCAAAAAGAUUGGAGAGGGUUCGUUUGGUGUCAUCUUUGAAGGUACCAACCUGCUCAAUAGCCAGACCGUUGCCAUCAAGUUUGAGCCGCGCAAGAGCGAUGCUCCGCAACUGCGAGAUGAAUACCGUACCUACAAGAUCCUCUCCGGCUGCCCCGGUAUUCCUCAGGUGUACUACUUUGGUCAGGAGGGUCUGCACAACAUUCUGGUCAUCGACCUGCUCGGCCCGUCGCUUGAGGAUCUCUUUGACAUGUGCGGCCGCAAGUUUAGCAUCAAGACCGUCGUCAUGACCGCCAAGCAGAUGAUCACGCGUGUUCAGACCAUCCACGAGAAGAACCUCAUCUACCGUGACAUCAAGCCAGACAACUUUCUCAUCGGUCGUCCCAUGACCAAGGGCGCCAACCUCGUGCACGUCGUCGACUUUGGCAUGGCCAAGCAGUACCGCGACCCCAAAACUAAGCAGCAUAUUCCUUACCGUGAGCGCAAGUCGUUGAGCGGUACCGCACGAUACAUGUCGAUCAACACGCAUCUAGGCCGAGAGCAAUCGCGAAGGGAUGACCUCGAGGCAUUGGGUCACGUGUUUAUGUAUUUCCUGCGCGGUGGCUUACCAUGGCAGGGUCUCAAGGCGGCCACCAACAAGCAAAAGUACGAAAAAAUUGGCGAAAAGAAGCAGAGCACACCCAUCAAGGAACUUUGCGAAGGAUUCCCCGAGGAGUUUGGCAUCUACCUCAACUACGUUCGCAAGCUCGGAUUCGAGGAGACACCCGACUACGACUUUUUGCGCGAGCUAUUCACCAAGGUGCUCAAGAGUUCGGGCGAACAGGAGGAUGGCGUGUUUGACUGGAUGCUGCUGAACAACGGCAAGGGAUGGGAGGCAGGUACCAGCCGUGAUCGUCGCGACGAGCGCGAGCGCGAGCGUCAGCGCGAAACACGUGCGUCGGCUGCGCCGCAAGCAUCGGCAGCAGCUGCGCAACAGCCCGCCGCGCUGGCUCGCAACGGGUCCAAGGGUGGACGCAAGUCGGGUGGAGCUCAGCAGCACCUGCAGAGCGAUCGUUCGCAGGCAGGACAACUGCGGGCCAGCCACGGCGACUACACGCAGAGUGGAUCAGGAUACGGCGGUGUCGGACACGCAUCCAACGUGGCCGUUCACGACGCUACCGUGGUGGGCAUUCCAAACCAGAAUGGUACCAGGGAGCACAGUCAUGUGGGACACAUGACGCCAACCGCCAUGUCGUCCGGAAACGGGCUCGAUCGUCGUGGCGAUACGCGUCAGGCAGUGGGCAUCAGCAACGGCGACGAUCAUCACCCCGCGGAACGCAAGACGGUUGGUCAGAAACUCAUGGAUGUGUUGACGUGUCGAUGUGGAUGA
Messenger RNA from Mycosarcoma maydis (corn smut), 1431 nucleotides. Its product is annotated as putative casein kinase I. Gene Ontology annotation, biological process: peptidyl-serine phosphorylation; signal transduction; endocytosis. Lineage: Eukaryota; Fungi; Basidiomycota; Ustilaginomycetes; Ustilaginales. Gene Ontology annotation, molecular function: ATP binding; protein serine/threonine kinase activity. Gene Ontology annotation, cellular component: cytoplasm; nucleus. The transcript has a single exon. The record is from RefSeq and is a predicted model, not a curated record. The coding region runs from base 1 to 1431 and encodes 476 amino acids.